CAGCAGGAAUAUUGCUUAUUAAUUUGCAACAUGAAGGCGUCUCACGUUGUUCUCGUCUUGGCCGUCUGUCUUCCAGUCUUGCUAGCCUCACGCAGCAAGAGAUCCCUAUGGGGGCUCAGGUCCCAGAUUGAGUGCACCAUGCCUCACAUCUGGCCACUCAUUGACUAUGCUGACUAUGGAUGCUAUUGUGGUAAGGGAGGCUCUGGAAUACCUGUGGAUGCCCUCGACACAUGCUGCCAAACUCACGACCAUUGCUACACAGCUGCCAUGGCUGAUAAGGCGUGCAUAGCCUACCUGGAUAACCCUUACACAUAUGGCUACCACCAAACAUGUGACAAGAGCACCAAGACCGUCACCUGUCUCAGUUCCAAUGAUGCCUGUCAGAUGUUCAUCUGUGAGUGUGAUAAGCAUAUAGCCAUGUGUAUGGCCACGGCAAAAUACAUCCCAGCUCACGACCACUACAACCAGGAGCUCUGCAGUAAAUAAGAUGACUAGGACUGAAGCUCUGUAAGAAGCAACUGCACUUCCUGAGGCCAUAACUAAUACAUCAUUUGGACACACAC
Gadus morhua (Atlantic cod) is the source of this 563-nucleotide messenger RNA. RefSeq names its product phospholipase A2-like. Gene Ontology annotation, biological process: arachidonate secretion; lipid catabolic process; phospholipid metabolic process. Gene Ontology annotation, molecular function: calcium ion binding; phospholipid binding. Bases 31 to 486 code for a protein of 151 amino acids. The record is from RefSeq and is a predicted model, not a curated record. Lineage: Eukaryota; Metazoa; Chordata; Actinopteri; Gadiformes; Gadidae. The transcript has 4 exons.